Molecule: messenger RNA, 5347 nt
Organism: Branchiostoma floridae (Florida lancelet)
Lineage: Eukaryota; Metazoa; Chordata; Leptocardii; Amphioxiformes; Branchiostomatidae
Product: huntingtin-interacting protein 1-like
Biological process (GO): endocytosis; clathrin coat assembly; actin filament organization
Cellular component (GO): actin cortical patch; clathrin-coated vesicle
Molecular function (GO): clathrin-cargo adaptor activity; actin filament binding; phosphatidylinositol-3,4-bisphosphate binding
Source: RefSeq, a predicted model, not a curated record
CCCUUGCGCAGACUUCCGGUAUUUGACUGAGCAAAUCAUGCGGGAAGUGAAUAACGCCUGACGGGUUCGCGAUCCCUUCUCAGAUUCUUUCUUCCAGCUUUCCGAGGAUUUCUACAGGUCCUGAGCGAGCAAAGAUGUCCAUUUCCAUGUCCAGAGUGUUAAGUCGACGGCAGUCGUCCAACAGUUUGGACGCCGAGAGGCAAAAUUUCGAGAGAUUUCAGGCCUUGAGUAUUAACAAAGCCAUCAACCCUAACGAGGUGCCCGUGAAAGAGAAACACUGUCGCAGCACCAUCAUCGGGACACACCAGGAGAAAGGAGCCGCCACCUUCUGGAAGAUCGUCAACACGUUACCGCUGCAGGGCAACGCCAUCGUCUGCUGGAAGUUCUGCCAUGUCCUGCACAAACUGCUGCGGGAGGGGCACAGUCAUGCUCUGACUGACACCUACAAGUACGUGAGUCACCUGGCUGAUCUGGGCAGACUCUGGGGCCAUCUUCAGGAGGGCUAUGGAAAACUGAUCGCUCUGUACUGUAAACUGCUGGUCACCAAGAUAGAGUUUCACCGAAAGAAUGCAGCAUUUCCUGGCAAUCUACAGAUGUCGGAUGAACAGCUGCAUGCCGCAGGAGAAAAUGACGUCAACAACUAUUUCCAGCUGACAGUAGAGAUGUUUGACUACAUGGACUCCAUUUUGGCCAUGCAAGCUGCAGUCUUGUCGUCUGUGGGACCCCCUCGACCUCUGACCUCCUCAGUUUUUGCCACCCUUGACCCGACCCGGUCCAACUCCAUGACCUCCACGGGUCAGUGCAGGAUAGCCCCCCUCAUGCCCCUCAUCCUGGACUCCUCACACCUGUACGAGUUCAUCCUCAAGCUCAUGUUCAAACUGCACUCAUGUCUGCCUUCAGACGUACUGGAUGGACACAGGGACAGGUUUCUUCACCAGUUCCAUGCGUUGAAGAAGUUCUACCAUGCCGCAGGAAAGUUGCAGUUUUUCCCGACCAUGUUGCAGACCAGAGAAUUAUCAGCUCCAUGAACAUGAGAAUACGUGACCUUGAGUUCCAACUGCAGCAGAACAUGGGCACUGUGAGGGAGAUCAGGGAGGACAACAAGCUGCUAGUCGCCCAGCUGGAGAGAGGGGGCGCUGGUGCACAGAUGCAGCAGAGGCAGAAAUCAGACGAACUGGAAAAACAGCUGAAGGAGUCAGAAAAACGUGCCAACAAAAGUGGAAAAGUUACCAAAAUGAAGGACGUGUACACCAAACUGCGGGAAGAACACAUUGUCCUCCUUCGAAAGAGUGCGGAGGUAGAGAGGCAGCUCACCCACACCUACAAGUCCAAGGAUGAGACGGAAGCAGCCAAGAAAACAGCUGAGGAGUUUGCACAGAGGUUACAGUCUUCUAUGGAUGAAAAGAAAUCAGAAGAGGAAGCGAAGACCAGACAACUGCUGACUGAACAACUAAGCCUUCUGGUGAGCGCAGUAGAAGAGGGCGAGCACAUGGUCCGUGGAGCGCUGGACAAGUUUGAUGAUCCUCUACACGCACAGUCUACGUCUACAGCAGAAUACCUGAUCAGCCGAGCCCAGAGCUUGCUGGGAUCUCUGGACAGUCUGGGCAGGAACUACAACAGCUUCACACAGAACAAGAAAGUGACCCCUGACCUGGUGAGAACUGUGACUCAGUUCAGCCACCUAGCAGCUGACACCAUACUGCAGGGCAAGGCUGCAUCCCACAUGGCACCCCUGGAGCAAGGGGAAGACCUUGCUGAGAGGUGUAAGGGUACAGGCGAGAAGAGCCUGGUGCUGCUCGGGUCGCUACGGCAACAGGGGUCAGCUGAGGUCACCAGUCAACAAGUUGAAGAUGUCAAGGCUUCCAUUCAAGAUAUGAUUACAUGUGCUCAGGAACUGAUCCCUAAGAUUGCAGACAUUAAGAGUGAGCUGGGAGACCUGGUGGAGACGGAGAUGUCUGAGACGACGGAAGCCGUGGACAAGGCUGCAGCUAAGAUUGAGGAGAUGCUGAACAAGUCUCGGCAGGGCAGCUCAGGGGUGCGACUGGAGGUUAACGAGAAAAUCCUGGACUCCUGUACAGAGCUGAUGAAAGCCAUCAAGCAGCUGAUCAUUAAGUCUAAGGAUCUGCAGAACGACAUCGUGGCUCAGGGCAGGGGUACAGCUACAGCCCAGGAGUUUUACAACAGAAACCCUCGCUGGACAGAGGGACUCGUCUCCGCAGCCAAGACUGUCGGCUGGGGUGCAACUGUGCUCACGGAUGCAGCAGAUAAGGUGAUCCAGGGGACAGGGAAGUUUGAGGAGCUGGUCGUCUGCUCUCACGAGAUAGCCGCCAGCUCCGCACAACUGGUGGCAGCAUCCAAGGUCAAGGCUGAGAAGAACAGUGCAACACUGAAGGAGCUGCGGGCGGCCUCCAAGGGCGUGGCCAACGCCACGGCGAACGUCGUGGCAACCACCAAGUCUGGACAGGCUCAGAUCGAGGAGAGUGACACCAUGGACUUCUCAGCGAUGUCUCUCACCACCAUCAAGCGGCUGGAGAUGGACUCCCAGGUGCACGUGCUGGAGCUGGAGAGCUCUCUCACCAAGGAGAGACAGAAACUGUCGGACCUGCGCAAGAAACACUACCAGCUGGCUGGGGUGAGCGAGGGAUGGGAGGAAGAGGACAUUCUGAAUUGUGAUGUUGUCAAGAGACAGGAGUCACGUCAGGAGGAUGCUGACUAGAGGCACCACUAGAUGUUGUUGCUCUGCCGCUCAGCCUGCCGACCAGUGAUCUACCCUCCUUAAAACAGUACCUACAGUAGUUCCAGUCAAGUCUGCUCUCUACGUUUCUUCCGCCUGUACUGACUUAUACCCAGAAAACUCUACCUGGCAUCUGAGCAACCAUGGCUGAUCUGUACAAAUUGCUGGAUCACAGUUGAAUAGUAAUCUCCUCCAGAAAAAAAUUGGACUUACCCAAACUUUGUCUGAUCAACUCCAGUCAUUGUCAAGGUACGAGCAUUGUCCACUGCUUCAAUUCUGUGAUGUCACGUUAGGCAAGUAGAACAUGUGACUCGGUGAGCAGUGGAUCAUAAGUUGCAGGAAGUCUAUGGCACCCUCGUCUUCAGAAUGACUUCUACCAAUGCAUUCGGAUGGACUGUCAUGGGAACCUCUAUAUGCGCUGAACCAUUUGGGCAAAUCCCAUCUGAUUCAACAGAGUGGCAUCUACUGUACCAAUCUCCAAACAGACCCAUCAGUAGAUCUUCCUAUGGUGAUCUGUGCCCAGGCUGAUCAGUGUUAAACCUUUGGUUUCUCUGUGAUCUAUUUGCUACCAACUUCCACACAGAUGGUUAGUGGUACCAACUUCAGGCAUUGACCAAUGAUGAACUACAUGUAGCCUGACUGAACGACACUUACACCAGCCCUUCCAAUGGUCAGGCCCUACACGCUUCAUGGCCAACAUCUCUUUAGGGGAAUAGGGAACAUCCUCAUACUGUUGAUUUAUGUGCUGACUAGGAGGUGGCUGACUAGGGGUGGGUACUGGUACAGUGUACUGGUAGAAAAACUUUUUUUCCCAGGACUGGUCAAAAAAAAAAAAAACUUGAGAAAAAUCAGUGGACCGGAUGUUGGACCACUUCAAAAAUUAUUAGCCAUCAAAGUUACUUCUUAUGCAAGUGAGGCAAUAAAAAGGCCACAGUGACAAUUACAAAAAACUUCAAAAAGUACCAGGCGGAUUUACCUGAGCAAGUAAUUUCAUAGAGCAAGCAAGUCUGAGCACAGCUGUGUAAAACUGGAAUUCUCUUCUUGUAGCUAUGUGUACAGUGAACAAACUAUUAUAGAUUCAGCUACAUGUGUACAAUGUCCAAAAUAAUGGUGUUACUACCAGAAACUUGAGAACAGUUGAGCUACUGGUGAAAAAUAAGUACACAAUGUAUAUGGCAGCAUAGACGUGGUGGUAUCUAGGAUUAUCCAAAAUAUUAAACAUGGGGCCAAGUUAAAGCAGGGGUGCGAGGUGUUGUAGAUAGAACUGCUUGAUGGGAAGUUAGCUGGGAUCCCGUCGUCAUUGUGGUUUCAACGUCCAUCCGCUACCGUCCAGCACCCAUGUACAAAAGCUGUGCAUUGAGCUGAAGACUAAACUGUGAAUUAAGUUGAAGAUUUUACAUUAUUUCUGUACACAAAGAAAAACUUACUAAUAUCAACAAGCGUUUGGUCUAUCCUCUUACCCUUCUCAAGUAGAAAUGACCCAAAGCCUACCGGUAUGUCACAUGAUCUGAAUAGAAGUGUGAUGUCAGCAAUUGGUCAAAAGUGCCGGGAUUAAAGUUAUCGGUCAUGGGCCAGAGGACUGACGGAAACUUUGUUGAUAGAAAAUUUUCUUUGAGUACGGAUAAGUUUGAAAUCUUCGCUAUGUUGAUAUCCAUCACAGAUGAAGUUUCAUGCAAAAAUUGUGAGUGUAGAAGAAAUAGGGAUAAGGAGCAAGCAGUCAAGCAACAGUACUCAUAAAUAAUGUCCUGCUACAGUAUACAGAAUACAGUAUACAGAAUCUAGGAAAUCAGGAAACUUUGGUCUUUAGGUGAGUGCAACAGGUCGUGCGUUGUACAUGGACAAUUUCGGGUAGGUCAUCAACUAUGAAUUAUGUGUGCAGUUGUCGACAUCUCUCUCUAUAUAUAAACAUGUACUACUGUUACUGUAGUGUGUCUAGAGGUUGUUUGACGUGACCACUACAGGGCAAUUGUGAGAUAUGAUAUAAUACUACUAUUAGGUGAGUUAUAGUUAGUCAUGGUAAUACAUAGAUUCGGAAGGAAAUAUACAUAAUUAUGUAGGGUCAGGGAAUGUCAGCAAUGAUUGUAUAGCAAUGACUUACUGUUAAGAGAGUGCUAAUUAGGCUAGGUUGGCUUCUGAUAUAUUCAUGUAUGUAUACAAUACAUAUGUUACAUGCAGGGUGGUGCUUCCAUUUUUCUUUCUCUUCAAGCAAUGGACAAAAAGGUGAAUAAUUUACAGAGAUGUCGCCCACUUUGCCCCAAUCAUGUUUUACCAAAUAUCUUAUUCGCUUUUUUUUGUCCUGGAAAAUUCCAGUGUCAAUCCUGUAUAUGUAGUUGUUAUGCCUUGUGUAUGAUCUGCGCUUGUUUUCAUAGCCUAGUGAAAAGAAUGUCUUUUUUAUUCCUUCACUUCAGUAUUUCCAAACUUAUUUAUUUUGUGAUUGGUUGGCGUAUAUAUUCUUCUUACCUGUAGUUAGACUUUUCUAUGACUGUUAUUUUUUAGAACAUCAUACUUUCAGUGUUUCAUGUAUUUUCUGGACAUGAAAGACCAUUUUGAUUGUAGUUGUAUUACAAACAACAACACCGCAAAACAUGCCUGUGUGUGUGAAUAAGAAACAAA